GGAGGCCCGAGCAGAAGCAGAGCCACAUAUCCUGUACAGACUGAAGGAAACACUAUAACAUAAACACAUAAAGAACAUCUAAGAGACAUGAAUGAGCGUUAUCUAAAAUGACGAGGCAGGUCUGAACCCCCAACACACAGCAAACAUUAUUAUCAUCCAGCCUUGUAAUUGUUAUUAUUAUUAUUAUUAUUAUUAUUAUUAUUAUUAUUAUUAUUAUUAUUAUUAUUAUUAUUAUUAUUAUUAUUAUUAUUAUCAAGCUUUGGCGCAUUUUCAAACAACAUUUAGAAUUGUUUUACAGAAUGAAGAAUUCCUUGUGAUAUGCAGGCUGUUGGCUCUGUGAGCAGGUCUGAUGUUCAUCAUGUUUGUUAAUUAGGGGGAUUAAUGAGUAACAACACGGGGUUCGCCUCCUCCUGGUGGUUUGAUGGGAAAGCGCACCUUCCAUUAUAAUUUCAAACCUAAAACAUUUGAGACUGCGGCAUCAGAGGAAACACAGCAAACACCUCAAUGAUCCCCAUCAUGGAUUUUACUUUGGAGGGGAUUAACCCGGGAAAUACACGAGCUCUGUUACUGGCGUGUGUGACUCUGUUGUUCUCCCUCCACCUGUGGCACUGGCUCCGGCAGCGCUGGAUCCCCGGCCCGCCCGGUCCGCUCGCCUGGCCACUCAUAGGGAACGCUCCGCAACUUGGCAAGACACCGCACCUGUAUUUUACGCGCAUGGCGAAGAAGUACGGCAACAUCUUCCAAAUUAAACUUGGCUCUCGCACAGUGGUGGUGCUAAACGGGGACUCCAUCAAACAGGCGUUGGUCAAGCAGGGACCCGAAUUUGCGGGCAGACCGGACUUCACCUCCUUCCAGUACAUCUCCAACGGGAACAGCCUCGCGUUUGGCACCAUCACAGACUGGUGGAAGACGCACCGCAGAGUGGCUCAGUCCACUGUGCGGAUGUUCUCCACGAGGAACCCAGACACCAAAAAGACAUUUGAGUACCACGUCUACUGCGAGUUCAAAGAGCUGCUGCAGCUGUUUGUGGAGAAAACCAAGGAGCAGCAAUAUGUCCAGCCCAUGACUUAUCUCGUGGUAUCCACAGCCAAUAUAAUGAGCGCUGUGUGCUUUGGGAAAAGGUACUCUUAUGAUGACGAAGAGUUUCAGCAGGUGGUGGGCAGGAAUGACCAGUUCACCCAAACAGUGGGGGCAGGCAGCAUGGUGGACGUGAUGCCUUGGCUCCAGUACUUCCCCAACCCCAUCAAAACCAUGUUUGACAACUUCAAAAAGCUCAACCUGGAGUUUAAUAUAUUCAUUGAAGAUAAAGUUAUUGAACACAGAAAAACCAUCCAGUCAAGCACCAUUAGAGACAUGACAGAUGCUUUUAUAGUGGCGAUGGAACAAUUAAGAGAUACUUCAGGGCUCUCCUCCGGGAAGGACUACGUGACCCCCACUCUGGCUGAUAUAUUUGGAGCAAGUCAAGACACACUGUCAACUGCACUACAGUGGAUCAUCCUCAUUCUGGUCAAGUUUCCUGAGAUGCAGGUGCGUCUCCAGCAGGAGGUGGACAAGGUGGUGGACCGCAGCCGGCUGCCUUCUAUCGAGGAUCAGCUGCAGCUGCCUUACAUCAUGGCCUUCAUCUACGAGGUGAUGCGCUACACCAGCUUCGUGCCGCUCACCAUCCCCCACUCCACCACCACGGACACCUCCAUCAUGGGCUACACCAUACCAAAGAACACGGUCAUAUUCGUCAACCAGUGGUCCAUCAACCAUGACCCAGCACUGUGGCCCCAUCCUGGGACCUUUGACCCCCAGCGUUUCCUGAACCAGAAUGGAGUGCUGAACAAGGACCUGACCAGCAGCGUGCUCAUCUUCUCCCUGGGCAAGCGGCGGUGCAUCGGCGAGGAGCUGUCCAAGCUGCAGCUGUUCCUCUUUGCGGCUCUGAUUGCCCACCAGUGCCACAUCACUGCGGACCCGGCCAGGCCGCUCAAACUAGACUACGACUAUGGCCUGACUCUGAAACCGCAUGCAUUCUCCAUAGCUGUGACUCUGCGUGAAGACAUGAGGUUGCUGGAGGCGGCCGCCAGGCAGCCCGAGGAGGCGACGGACAAGCCCUCAAAAGACUCAUAAACAAAAAGAAAAUAGUAACACUAUGACGUCCGUGUCUAUUAUGCAUCUUAAACAGACUUAUAAUGUGUUAUAAUCUGCCUAUAUUAUGGUAUAAUUAUAGGUUAAGUAACUCAUAAAUAUUCAUAAUGCUUUACAACAGUAGCACAUUAUAAAGCAUUUUAUAACGACUAAUUAGGUCAAGUAUCAUAAUACUUCAUAAUUGCUGCUCACUGACAUUUGUUUUGCAAGGAUCAUGUAAUAUUUCCAAAAAAAUAAACUCACUCUAAAGACUUCAGCGCUAUAAGAAGAAUAUAAUGAUUAUAAGUACAAUGCAUCAUAGACAUCAGAUGGAAGUCAGUGAUGAGCAAUUAUGAAGUAUUAUGCUACUUGACCUUAUAAGUCAUUAUAAAAUGCUAUAUAGUGUGUUAGCAUUAUUGUUAUAAAGCAUUAUUAAUAUUUACGAGUGCUUUUAACUAUACUU
This is a messenger RNA of Cottoperca gobio, 2572 nucleotides long. RefSeq names its product cytochrome P450, family 1, subfamily B, polypeptide 1 (gene cyp1b1). Gene Ontology annotation, molecular function: steroid 17-alpha-monooxygenase activity; iron ion binding; oxidoreductase activity, acting on paired donors, with incorporation or reduction of molecular oxygen, reduced flavin or flavoprotein as one donor, and incorporation of one atom of oxygen. Bases 505 to 2112 code for a protein of 535 amino acids. NCBI's taxonomy places the organism in Eukaryota, Metazoa, Chordata, Actinopteri, Perciformes, Bovichtidae. The transcript has 3 exons. The record is from RefSeq and is a predicted model, not a curated record. Gene Ontology annotation, biological process: hormone biosynthetic process; progesterone metabolic process.